AUGAAUCCGAAGGAGGUGGCGGAGGAGGUGGCGAGGGAGUUCGGGGAGGAGGUGGCGAAGCGGCCGCGGCGAGGCGCGAUCGUCGGGUGCGAGGCGGCGGGGGUGUACGUGAACUUGAAAAUGAAUCGACCGAUGGUGUUCGAGGCGACGAUGAAGGCGGUGGCGAGACGGGGAGGAAAGUUUGGGCACACCGAUGCGGCGAAGGGGAAGCGGGUGAUCAUCGAACACACGAGCUCGAACCCGAACGCGCCGCUGCACAUCGGCAACCUGAGAAACGUCAUGAUCGGCGCGCACUUGUCGAGGAUGAUGAAGGCGUGCGGACACGACGUGAAGGAGGCGUUUUACGUCAAUGAUUUGGGCGCGCAAAUCGGGUUGACGGCGUUGGCGUAUUCGAGGAUUUAUGACAAGAUGACGCCAUUCAUGAAGAUUGACCACUGGAUCGGGGCGAUGUACGCGGUGAUGAACACGUGUCAAGAGUUGCAACAAGUGGGCGUGAAACCGGGCGAGCUCGAGGACGCGUGCAAAGCCGGGCAAGAAGCGGUGGACGCGCUCUUGAAGACGUCGCUCGCGGCGGUGGCGGGCGACGAGAAGAAGGAGAAGGGCGUCGCUGAAUACUUUGAUAUUUACCAAGAUCUUCGCGGACGAUUCGAAAAGAUGAUGGUCGUCAUGCUCGAAGACAUUCGCACGAUCGACGAUAUCAAGGUUGAGGCCGGUAAGCUUAACUUGGCGUACGAGAAGCAAGAGCCUUGGGCUAUUAAGAUUUUCCGCAAAAUGGUGUGCGACUGUCUCACCGGCGUGCAAGAAACGCUCUCGACGUACGGCGUGCAGCACGAUCGAUUCGACUUCGAGUCCGAACUCGGCUGGGAGGGCUCGAAUGCGAAAGUAUUGGAGAUCAUGCAAAAUAGCGACUAUUACGUGCCGCAGACGCAGAGCAACGAAAAGGGCGUGCCGCAAGGCGCGUACCUCGACAUGGCUGGCUUCAUCACGGAUAUGGGUUUCAAGGUUGGUAAGGGGGGGUACCAAAAGGAGUACCCGCCUCUCUACGUCCUCCGUCCCGACGGAUCGACGCUUUACACCUACCGUGACAUCGUGUACUCGUUCAAGAAGGCUUCGAUGAGCGAUUUGAUUUUGAACAUUAUUUGCAGCGAGCAAGAUUUGGCGCAGCAAAAAGUGUCGUUGGCCAUGGCGAUGAUGAACCCGGCAAUGGAGGGUCGCCAAUACCACUUAUCAUACGACCUCGUAAAGCUCACCACGGGGAAGAUGAGUGGUCGCCGCGGUCGCUACUUGUUGGCCGAUGACUUGUACGAAGACCUCAAGACGGUCAUUCGUGAAAAGAUGGACAAGAAGUACAAAGAGAAGGGCGAGGUCAUCUCCGCGGAGAUGUUCGACACGGUGACGCACGAAGUAUCUACGGCAGCGAUGAAAUACGCGCUUUUAUCAGUGAGUUGCAUGACGCAAAUUAACUUUGACAUCGCAAAGAUUACCGAUUUCGAAGACGCUUCGGCGCCGUUCAUCCUGUACAACUCCACCCGCCUCACCUCUGUCAUUCGCAAGUUUGACGAACGUUCCGCCGCCGGUGUGUUGGAAAAGCUCUGCCCUCUCGAUGAAGUAGACUUCACCAAGCUUGACGACGAUCGCGAAUGGGCCUUGCUCUUAGACUUUGUCCUGCCCUUCGCCAGUAUGAUCACCGACGCGGCGAUGCCGACGUUACCCAAGCCCCCGGCUUUACCCUCGUACGGCAUGCACAGGGUGUGCGAUUUCCUCAACAUGUUCGUUCGCGCCCUCUCGGGUUACUACGGCCCCGCGGGCGUUCGCAUGAUGCCCGUUCAAAGCCAACUCGACGCCGGCUGGAACGAGACACCCUCGAUGCACGCUCGCAUCCACGCGUGCAAGUGCUUCAAGCAGGUCAUCGACAACGGUUUGCGUUUGCUCAUGAUCGAGCCACUCGAGCGCAUGUGAUUCCAUCGCACCUACUCAUUCGUUGUCAUUCAAUCAAUCACAAUCGAUCAU
Molecule: messenger RNA, 2010 nt
Organism: Ostreococcus lucimarinus CCE9901
Lineage: Eukaryota; Viridiplantae; Chlorophyta; Mamiellophyceae; Mamiellales; Bathycoccaceae
Exons: 2
Coding region: 1-1959 (652 amino acids)
Biological process (GO): arginyl-tRNA aminoacylation
Molecular function (GO): arginine-tRNA ligase activity; ATP binding
Source: RefSeq, a predicted model, not a curated record